Messenger RNA from Ectocarpus sp. CCAP 1310/34, 2296 nucleotides. The record is from the annotation of a GenBank genome assembly. NCBI's taxonomy places the organism in Eukaryota, Phaeophyceae, Ectocarpales, Ectocarpaceae.
CUACGGCUCUGAGAUUGCUGGCUAGUGGCCGGACAGCGCAGCCACGCAGGCCCCGCCCCAACAGCACUACAGCAGUGCCUGGUAUCAAGACGAUGGUGCGGGUGCUAGCAUCGUGCUGGAUGAUCGUGUCAUUAGUGCCAGGGGCAUGCUUCCUGGUGCCAACAAACUCGAGAGCUGCACUGCACUCAGCGGGGCACCGCCAGCUCGGGCAAGGGUACCGAGAUCAACAGCCGUCCUCGCGGCAACCUCGAAACACAGGAGCAGGGCGACGAGAAGUUGUGCGAGCUAUGUUCUCGGGUAUCGUUGAGGAAAUGGGAUCGGUGGCCUCUCUCGUAAAGAACGAAAAGGUCAAGCUCUGGGACGGUUCGGAGGGGGCCGGGGUCGAGCUCACGGUCAAGGCGAACACCGUCCUGGAAGGAGCCACGGAAGGGUGCAGCAUUGCCGUCAAUGGCGUUUGCCUGACGGUCACCUCCUUCAAUGGCGACGAAUUCAAGGUGGGCCUCGCGCCCGAGACCCUCCGGAGAUCAAACCUGGAAGACUUGAGGGCGGGGGACGAGGUCAACCUUGAGAGGGCCUUGCCCGUGGACGGGCGAAACAGCGGCCACUUCGUGCAGGGGCACGUGGACAACGUCGGGACUAUCCUGAGCAUGGAGGCCGACGAGGACUCCCUCGUCGUCAAGGUGGAAGUUCCCCAGGAUUUGGUCAGAUAUAUCGCCCCGAAGGGCUUCAUCGCGGUGGAUGGCACCAGCCUCACGGUGUGCGAAGUGAACAACCAAGAGUGUUGGUUCACCUUCAUGCUGGUGGCCUACACGCAGCAACAUGUGGUGAUUCCGAAGAAGAGCAAAGGGGACAAGGUUAACCUCGAGGUGGACGUGUUGGGCAAGUACGUCGAGCGAUCUUUGUCGUCGGUGCUGGACCGAUUAGGCGCCCUCGAAGACUGGCGAGAGACCGCGGAUCGGAAGCUCGCUUCCUCCAAGGACGGGGCGAAAGUCUCCGAAGACAUAGACUUCAAGAUCCGCCACGUGGAGCACAAAGUUAAAAACCGCGACAUGGUCUUGGACGUUAUCGAGAACAGGCUGGCCCGCCUAGAGGCCGCGGAGAAGCAGAAGGCGUAGUAAAUAGUUCUUCCGUGACGUAUCCUGAUUUAGAGUGGAGACGUAAUACUUUGGCGGGGGUAUAUGCAAACGCUUGUGACGGUCUAUGUUGUAGGUAGGGCUGGUUUCACGAAAGGUGCAUUCAGUGUAGGACUGGACUGUGUAUGGACAGCAGUUGAAAGCUUUUAACAUUCUCGGGCGUUUUCCUAGGUUCGAUCAAUCAAGGACCGAGGAUGGCAGCACACAGCAGAAUUCUGAAGAAAUGCAUUUAAUCUUCUUGCAUGCAAUUCUUCUGGAGGCAUUGAGGACUUUUGAAUUGUGCCAAAAUAUCCCCCCGUCGUCGACACGACAGCAAAGCGAGCGCCUUCCACCCUCUUCGUGCUUCCGCCAUGGCUGAAGAAGAAGAAGGUGAUAGUCCGUCGAGGCGAAAAAGCGCCCCGCCCAAGUCCAAGUAUUGCUGUGGGGGCGUGUUUGAUGACGUGUUCGAUGGGCGGGUCGAGUUUCAAUAGUAAAAUUGCUCGACGGCACACAUAAUUCCGACGCCAACCGGAGGGCGCGCGUUGCGUGCUGCUGGUACUGCGCGGAGAAGCCGAGAUUUUACCGGUCGUUGCAAAAUCCGGAUGAUCAAGGACGAUAUGAGACAGCAGAAUACCCUAACAAGAAGAGACGUUAUUAUUUUUUGUAUGGAGUGCGCGAAGUGUGUGCGGAAACACAAGCUGCUCACGUGCGGCUGUGCUUGAUACCCUGUCUUCUGGGUGGUUCUGGAAAUCGGAGAGCGUCUCGGAACGUCGAUGGCGCAAAAGCCCAGGACACAGAUGCGCGCCUCCUACAUUUGUUGUACCUGUGGUGCCCUCUCCGGGUUAUUCCGCGGCGGCAAUUGAAAAAUGUCCCUCCACGGAACCCCCUCUCGUGCGUCUCAAGGGUUGCCAUACAUCCUGCCCCGCGGCCCUUGCCUCACCACGCUCGAAGUCACUUCCAACGGUAGCCUGGCCGGCCCUUGCGCAGCAGUCACUCACAAGGCGGGAAGGAGACGGAGCGUAGAGGGUAGAUAUCCUUUGCGCGGUUUUGUUUGGCACACCAGAGAGAAGAGAAAGAGAGAGAUAGCGAGCGGAAGAGAGCGGCGCAUCUUUCCGAAAUUAUGUCGAUCUAUGUAUAGGAGCAAGCUGUGUCGGUUUUGGGUGCGCGAUCAGCGGUCGCUGGGC